Molecule: messenger RNA, 1968 nt
Organism: Kazachstania africana CBS 2517
Lineage: Eukaryota; Fungi; Ascomycota; Saccharomycetes; Saccharomycetales; Saccharomycetaceae
Gene: RPC82
Product: DNA-directed RNA polymerase III subunit C82
Exons: 1
Coding region: 1-1968 (655 amino acids)
Biological process (GO): DNA-templated transcription
Cellular component (GO): RNA polymerase III complex
Molecular function (GO): single-stranded DNA binding
Source: RefSeq, a predicted model, not a curated record
AUGGAUGCUAUACUAUCUUCGAGUUCCAAUAACACAAAUGAUGCACAAAAUGGUGGUGAAAGGCCAAAUGAUACGGCUUCUGCCGCAGUGAAACAAGAUCCUGUAGAUAUCAUGAACGUAUCUUCAAUUGAACAGAGAACUUUGAAUCCUGAACGGUUUUUGUAUAUAGAGUUAGUAAAAUCACACAUGGGUCAGAAAGCUGCUCAAAUUAUUGAUGUGUUGAUAGGAUUAGGCAGAUUGAGUGCUCGUCAAAUUUGUGAAAAAUUAUCCUCUACCUCCUUCGAUGUGAAAACUGUGAAGACUACAUUAGUUUCUUUGAUCCAGUUACGUUGUGUCAGAUACCUGGAAGAGACAGCUUUAAAUGGGAAGAAGACAACCUAUUAUUAUUAUAACGAAGACGGUUUAUCACUUUUACUCUAUUCUGGUUUAAUAAUAGAAGAAAUCAAUCAACUAUUCCCUUCAGAUGGAACAGAAAAUAUAUCUGCAUCACAUAUAGUGCAGAACAUCCUAACUUUUGGUUCAAUCACCUUAGAUAGUUACUUACAAAAUUCAGAUUCAGAUACUUCGAAGCAUCACACUGCAAGUAUCUUCGUUAAACUUUGUGAAACUGGCUUCUUGAUACCAAUUUCAAAAUUGCAAUACACUCCUAUCAAUGAAAUAUGGAAUAUUUUAUAUCAAAAAAACUAUAAUCUAAUUCCAAGAAAUUCUACAUUAUCUGAAUUAAAGAAGAAAACUGAGGCCAAAUCAAAAACUAAAAGUGAAUUUUCAAAUAUUUUGAAUUCUAUCAAUGAUUUAUCAAAGAUAAUAAUUAUUGAUCCAGAAACGUCUUUGAAAACGGUCAUUGGAAAUAUCCCAUUAACUUUUAACCUAGAAAGAUUUCUAAAAUCAAGAAGAUCAAAACAGCUUGCACAAUUUGCCAAAUCAAGAAUUGGAAAAACAUCAUCUAUCAUUUAUAAAACUGCAUUGAGAAUGACUGAACAAGUCUCUCCACCUUUGAUAAACCCAUUAACUUACACAGACCUACUACAAGAUCAGGAUGAAACUGCUGCUAUGUUCACUGAUCUUGAAUUAUUGGAAGAAAAGACACCAGGGUUAUCUUUCAAUGCUAUUGAUAUUGCAAAGUAUCUACCUUCUGAUGUAGAUCUAAGAGGAAGCUUAGUUUCCAAAAAGACUGGUAAAAGGGCAAAUAAUGUCAAUAACAAUGCAAACCCAAGUAAAAAAAUGAAAACAGAAGAUGGUUUUGCAAUCCCUGCAUUACCUAAACAUUUGUUAGAUGCUGCUGAAGAAAUAGGAGAUGGUGAUGACCAUGAUUUGGACGAUGAUUAUGACGACGAUGACCCUCAUUCCGUUGGUUUAAUUAAUAGUCAUUUAAAACUUUUGGUAUCUUCUGGCCUGAAAUUCUUGAAAGAAACAAAGCCAGGUGUUUAUUACGUCCCAUACAGUUCAUUGAUGCCAUCAUUAAGAUCAUCAGUUUAUGACUAUAUUAUUGCAUCAACACUCGGACAAUCAGCAAUGCGUAUACGUCGUUGCAUCUGUGCUAAUAAGCUUGUUUCUGAAAAAGUCAUCAAUUCAACUGCAUUGAUGAAGGAAAAAGAUAUCAGAGCUGCUAUAUCAUCUUUAAUUAGAUAUAACGUGGUUGAAAUCCAAGAAGUGCCAAGAACCGUAGACAGAUCUGCUGCAAGGGCUGUAUUUUUAUUCAGAUCAAAAGAAAGUCAUUCUUACAUGUUUAUAAAACAAAAUCUAGCUUGGAAUAUGGGUAACUUACUCUUCAAAAAAGAAAAAUUAAAUGAAGAGAACUCUACUUUAUUGACAAAAGCAAAUAGAGAUGAUGUCAAAGGCAGAGAAGCUGAAUUAUUAUUGGCAAGCGAGUUAAAUCAACUAAAAAUGGUUAAUGAACGUCAGUUAACAUCUUUCACUCGUCUUACCAGAUUGAUAUCCCUCUGGGAAGCCUUUAAGUACAAUAACUAG